Messenger RNA from Gadus morhua (Atlantic cod), 1541 nucleotides. It is a transcript of the gene gcat, whose product is annotated as glycine C-acetyltransferase. The coding region runs from base 104 to 1384 and encodes 426 amino acids. Gene Ontology annotation, cellular component: mitochondrion. The record is from RefSeq and is a predicted model, not a curated record. The transcript is spliced from 9 exons. Gene Ontology annotation, molecular function: glycine C-acetyltransferase activity; pyridoxal phosphate binding. Gene Ontology annotation, biological process: L-threonine catabolic process; biosynthetic process. Lineage: Eukaryota; Metazoa; Chordata; Actinopteri; Gadiformes; Gadidae.
GACGCCCUCAGAUUACGUGCGUGGUCACGUCGUGCGUGACGUUCAUGCCUAAGCGUGGAGUGUUUGGUAACAAUUGCCGAUAACAGUCUGACAGCUUCGGACCAUGUCUCUCCUGCCUGCCGUCCGGGGUCUGCUGAGACCCCUCAGGUGCGUCCUGACGCCCCCCGCCUCUCCGCGGCGCGGCCACGCGGCUGUCGCCGACGCGAGAGCGAUUCUUGAGAGCGAACUGGAAGGGAUCCGAGUGGCAGGAACUUGGAAAGGAGAACGGAUCAUCACGUCGAAGCAAGGUCCCAGGAUCAACGUGGACGGCAGUCGUGGCACAAUCUUGAAUUUCUGUGCCAACAACUACCUGGGUCUGUCCAGCCACCCAGAGGUGGUGCAGGCGGGGGUGGAUGCUCUGAACACCUACGGGGCCGGUCUGAGCUCCGUCAGGUUCAUCUGUGGCACCCAGGAUCUCCACAAGGAGCUGGAGAGGAGGCUGGCUGAGUUCCACGAGAGGGAGGACUGCAUCCUGUACGCCAGCUGCUUCGACGCCAACGCCGGCCUGUUUGAGGUGCUGCUGGGGCCGGAGGAUGCCGUGCUGUCUGACGAACUGAACCACGCCUCCAUCAUCGACGGGAUCCGGCUCUGCCGCGCAAAGAGGCUGCGCUACAAACACAUGAGCCUGGAGGACCUGGAGGCCCGCCUGCAGGAGGCCCAGUCGUCCCGCAUGCGUCUGGUUGUGACCGACGGGGUGUUCUCCAUGGACGGGGACGUGGCCCCGCUGGAGGGGAUCUGCGCGCUGGCCGAGCGCUACGGGGCGCUGGUCUUCAUCGACGAGUGCCACGCCACCGGCUUCCUGGGCGCCCGCGGCAGGGGGACUGACGAGCUGCUGGGGGUGAUGGACAGAGUCCACAUCGUCAACUCCACCCUGGGGAAGGCCCUGGGAGGGGCCGCAGGCGGCUACACCGUGGGCCCCAAGCCCCUUAUCGACCUGCUGCGCCAGCGCUCCCGGCCCUACCUCUUCUCUAACUCUCUGCCGCCCCCGGUGGUGGGGAGUGCCCUGCGCGCCCUGGAGCUGCUGCUGGCCUCCAGCCACAUCGCCCAGAGCAUGGCCGCCAAAACCAUGAGGUUUAGGGACCAGAUGACGGAGGCAGGCUUCACCAUCGCCGGCUCCGCCCACCCCAUCUGCCCCGUCAUGCUGGGAGACGCACGGCUCGCCUCGCUGAUGGCCGACGACAUGCUCAAGCUAGGUGUGUAUGUGGUGGGGUUCUCCUUCCCGGUGGUGCCCAAGGGCAAAGCCAGGAUCCGGGUCCAGAUCUCGGCGGCCCACUCGGACCAGGACAUCGACCGCUGCGUAGAGGCCUUCAUCCAGACGGGCAGGAAGCAUGGCGUGGUUGCGUAGGACCGGCUGCGUUCUCCAGCAGACUGUUGCAGACUUUACAGACUGUUACACACAAUGUUAUGCUGUAAGAUCUACACGUGACUUAAAGAGAUCCAUUGGCAUAUUAUGUAUUUUUGGCUGCUUUUGUCCAAUGAUUAAAGUUGUUUUGCUAACAAUC